Messenger RNA from Chlorella variabilis, 897 nucleotides. RefSeq lists its product as hypothetical. The record is from RefSeq and is a predicted model, not a curated record. Lineage: Eukaryota; Viridiplantae; Chlorophyta; Trebouxiophyceae; Chlorellales; Chlorellaceae. The transcript has 4 exons. Bases 1 to 897 code for a protein of 298 amino acids.
AUGGCGCUGUCGCAGCGGACCUGCUUUGCGGGGCCCUCCUGCAGCCGGCCCCUCACAUCCGCGGCAUUGCGGUUUCGUAGAUGUCGGGCCCAGUGCAGUAGCAGCUGCACCACUGACAGCACCUUGCAGCCCGGCAGCUCGCCCAGGCCCUCUGUGGCCCGGCAGCUAGCGACAACGGUGCAGCAAGCGGCAGCAGCGAUCAGGGAGCAGCGAGCGGCGGCCAGCGACACGCUGUGCAGGCUGCUCGGCGGCAACCAGCAGCAGCUGGGCAGCUUGCUGCUGUGCGCGGCAGCGGCGGCAGGGCCCUUGCGCAGCAGCGCCAGCAGCGUGUGGGCGGACCUCGCCUCCAACUAUGUCUUCUGCGUCGGCUUCUGCGGCUGGUUUCUGGCCCAAUUCCUCAAGAUCUUCACCAAGCGCUACAAGACGGGGGUGUGGGAUGCCCGCGCUUUCUUCGACUCCGGCGGCAUGCCCUCCUCCCACUCCGCCCUCUGCUCUUCCGUCACCACCGCCAUCGCCAUGCAGCAGGGCCUGGGCAGCCCGCUCUUCGCCGUCGCCGUCUGCUUCAGGCACGCCCACGCCGGCCAUGCCCGCUGCCAUCCCGUUCUCUGCUAUGCAAACUGCCCCGGCGGCGCCGAGCAGCACUGGCAGGCAACCACAGGCGCCCCGCACCAGCACGUGAUUGUGAUGUACGAUGCGAUGGGCAUCCGUCGGCACGCAGGCCUGCAGGCGGAGCUGCUGAAUGUGGUGGUGGGGGAGGUGCUGGAGGGGCACCCCAUGAGCGCACGCAAGCUCAAGGAGGUGCUGGGCCACACGCCGCGGCAGGUGUGUGCCGGCAUGGUGCUGGGCAUACUCGUGGGCCUGCUGUUCCCCAUUUUGAGCGGAAUUGCUCCAGCUUGA